Molecule: messenger RNA, 1871 nt
Organism: Carassius carassius (crucian carp)
Lineage: Eukaryota; Metazoa; Chordata; Actinopteri; Cypriniformes; Cyprinidae
Gene: slc71a2a
Product: major facilitator superfamily domain containing 14Ba
Exons: 12
Coding region: 167-1663 (498 amino acids)
Biological process (GO): transmembrane transport
Cellular component (GO): membrane
Molecular function (GO): transmembrane transporter activity
Source: RefSeq, a predicted model, not a curated record
UUUGACAAGAACGGCACCAUUUCAUCGGUACGGUCUGUUUAUUACUGGAUGUGACUUAAACAACCGAUCGGAGCUCGUUUUCGGCCGGUUGCACGCACGGCUGAACUCGUCGGUAAAGCUGGAAGCGCAGAUAUGCACGCAGCAGGACGGAUUUUACGUCGCCCACAUGAGAUGUGAUGAAAUGAUGAUGAAGAUGAUGAUGGCCCAAGGGGAGAAAGAGUCGAAACACACCAGCCAAGUUGUACUGGUCAAGAGGAUCAUAAUGAAGCAUGACACUCCGGUCCAGCAGGGCAUCGGGAAGCCGAGCGUCUAUCAUGCUGUCGUGGUCAUCUUCCUGGAGUUUUUCGCCUGGGGUCUCCUGACCACACCGAUGCUCACUGUUUUGCAUGAAACGUUCCCCAGACACACGUUCUUAAUAAACGGCCUGAUUCAGGGAGUGAAGGGUCUGCUGUCGUUUAUGAGUGCGCCGUUAAUUGGCGCUCUGUCAGACGUGUGGGGCAGACGAUCGUUUCUAUUGGUUACUGUGUUCUUCACGUGUGCGCCCAUCCCACUCAUGAGACUCAGUCCAUGGUGGUACUUCGCCAUGAUAUCAGUGUCUGGCGCUUUCUCCGUCACUUUCUCCGUCGUCUUUGCGUACAUCGCUGACGUCACGGAUGUGCGUGAGAGGAGUACGGCGUACGGACUCGUUUCGGCGACAUUCGCAGCGAGUCUGGUCACCAGUCCGGCCAUCGGUGCGUACCUGUCGGCCAGCUACGGAGAUAAUUUGGUGGUGUUGCUGGCGACGGUCAUCGCUCUGGCCGACAUCUGCUUCAUCCUUCUGGCCGUCCCAGAGUCGCUGAUGAGGCUGAACACAUGGGGAGCGCCCAUCUCCUGGGAGCAGGCCGACCCCUUCACCUCUCUGCGUAAAGUUGGGCAGGACACGACCGUUCUGCUCAUCUGUAUCACAGUGUUUCUGUCCUAUCUGCCCGAGGCCGGUCAGUACUCCAGCUUUUUCCUCUACCUGCGACAGGUCAUUAACUUCUCGCCCAAAACGAUCGCGGUGUUCAUCGGUGUGGUGGGAAUCCUCUCCAUCCUGGCGCAGACGCUUUUUCUGACUUUAUCGAUGAGGACCAUCGGGAACAAGAACACGGUUCUUCUGGGUCUGGGUUUCCAGAUUCUCCAGCUGGCCUGGUACGGUUUGGGGUCUGAGCCGUGGAUGAUGUGGGCGGCCGGCGCGGUGGCAGCCAUGUCCAGCAUAACCUUCCCUGCAGUGAGCGCUUUAGUGUCACGCAGCGCGGAUCCAGAUAAACAGGGUCUGGUUCAGGGCAUGAUAACAGGGAUCCGGGGGCUCUGUAAUGGUCUGGGUCCAGCACUGUACGGCUUCGUUUUCUUUCUCUUUAAUGUGGAGUUGAGUGGGAUCACCACCAUCCAGCCUGACUAUUCCAUCCCACUACAGACCUCCACAGAGAAGAGCUUAAUCCCCGGUCCUCCGUUCCUCCUGGGCGCCUGUACGGUGGUGGUGGCGUUCGUAGUGGCUCUUUUCAUCCCUGAUCACCCAACGCCUCCAGCGACGCCCUGCCAAACCAGUAAGAGCAGCACGAGUCUGGCCGGCGCUCACACCAACACACCACUGCCCGGGAGCGACGAGGACUUCGAACCGCUGCUCGAGGACAGCAACGUCUGACUCUAAAACUAAAUCACAUUGGGAAAGAAUACAAAGGGUGUCAACACAUCGCAAACCCCUGACAUUUGAGAGCGUGCAGUAUUUGUUUAGUGUGUUUUUUUGUUGUUGAUCAUGCCGAAAUGGUUAUUGGUUUUAAACUCAGAGGCUUUUUUAUGAAGCGUUUUUACAGCGUUUGACAUUCUGUGUUUAAAUGAAUCAACACACUAAG